UGUAGCUUCCUCUUCGCAUCCAUUUUCCCGAGGAGUGUAACUUGGUAUUUGCAUUUUCGUUGUUUUGAAGGAAAUUUUUAUUAAUAAUGUCUGGAGCUGGUCGUAAUGAUUGUAGAAUAUACGUUGGAAACCUUCCACCGGAUAUUCGUACUAAAGAUAUUCAAGAUUUAUUCUAUAAAUUCGGUAAAGUAACAUUUGUCGAUUUAAAAAACCGACGCGGUCCGCCAUUUGCAUUCGUCGAAUUUGAAGAUCCAAGAGAUGCCGAUGAUGCUGUUCAUGCUAGAGAUGGAUAUGACUAUGAUGGUUAUAGACUAAGAGUUGAAUUUCCUCGAGGAGGCGGCGGACACGGUGGUGGCGGUGGAUUUAGAGGAGGACGAGGCGGAGGAGAUAGAGGAAGAGGCUCUAGAGGACCCCCUGCUCGCAGAUCUCAGUUUAGAGUUCUAGUUACAGGAUUACCACCGUCAGGAUCUUGGCAAGAUUUGAAAGAUCAUAUGAGGGAAGCAGGAGACGUGUGUUUUGCGGAUUCUUUCAAGGAUGGUUCAGGAGUUGUGGAGUUUUUGAGAUAUGAAGAUAUGAAAUAUGCAAUUAAGAAAUUAGACGAUUCCAGAUUUAGGUCUCACGAGGGUGAAGUGGCAUAUAUUCGCGUCAAAGAAGACAAAGGGGGUAGUGAAAGAAGAUCUGGUGGUAGAUCAAGAAGCCGUUCGUUUUCACCACGUCGUCGCGGUUCUCCUACCUACAGCCCCGUCAAGAGAAGUUUCUCUAGGAGCCGUUCUCGUUCAUAAUUAUCUAAAUUUGGAUAUUAUGUAUGUAUAAUUCUUUUCAGGGCAGUUUUCUAUAGAUUUAGCUCUAUUCGUUUUUAUUUUACGAAUUUUUUAUAAUUUUGAUUAAUUCCUGAAGUGUUUUAAUUUUAUCGUAAAGGAACAAUAUGCUCUGGGAAUUUGUUUGUAAUAAUUUACUAUGCGAUAAUUUUAUAUAAUUUUUUUUUAUCGAAAAAUUUGUGUGUUGUACAUUCCUACUAUAUUUUAACUAUGGAUUUAAAGCGCUGCAAAACCAAAAGAAAUUUCUCGACGCUCAUUUAUUUUUUUAUAUAAAUGAUUGAAUUCAUUGAAUUUUUUGACUUUUGGUUUUUGUCAUUGAAAUUCGUCUUUAGACCCAUUUUUAAAAAUAGUGAUAAGAUAAUAGGCACUAAUGUAUUAAUUUUUUGUUUUCUGAUUCUGGUACCUUUGCUGACCUGUGUUAUCAGCGUUGGACGAUUUUGGAAAAAAUAAAAAAAAUAAGAUAAAAAUAAUGGCGUAGAAUUCUGUUAAAACACCCAGUUAAAACUGAUAAGGAAGGAGGGAGAGAGAGAGAGGAAUUAUGAAUAAUAUAUGUAUAUAAAUAUAUUAUUGGAUUUAUGACAGGAGUGGAGGGAAAGGAUUUUGUCUAAACUAGGAUUUUUCGUGGGAUUUAUAGGAUUAGGACAAAUAAUAAAUAAAGGAAUUUGUGAGGAUCGGGAAAGGAUUAUUGGACAGCUUGGAUUUUUAUUUCGAUAAGUAUAUUUCAUGGCUGUUUAAAUUUUCAUUCUGAUUGUUGGAGUUUCUUAAAUUUUUUCACCUUUUUAGUUUUUUAAUUUUUAAUCUUUACAAAGAAAUUUCAAAACUUGUUUUGAUAUUUUAUUUCUCAUAAAUUUUUUAAUAAAAUUUGUAAUUUUCCGUAUUUUCAAAUUUUUUUGUUUUUCAAAAUUAUAAAUUUUCGGAGAAAAUUACUGAAUAUACAAUAUAAUUGCUGAGAAUUAUUUAUUUUUUGAAUUGUUUCACCUUUUUCUGUUUUUCAAAUUUUAUUCAAACUAUUCUGAGGAAUUUACAGUAAGGUAAAAUAUUUGUUUUAUCCUUCUGAAAUUCUUUUAUUCCUGAGUAAUAUAUACACUGAUCAAAUUUCAUUUGUUAUACUUGAAUUAUCGGUUUUUUCCAAGGAAAAGUUGAAACCUAUUUUAAUAUUUAUUUUAAUUCACAUAAUUAUUGAAAAUUUUUAUUAAAAUUUGUAAUUUUGUGGUUUUUCCAAAUUUUUUUCAUAAUUCUUUUCAAUUUUAUGAUGAUUUACUCAUUAAUCAAAUUACGUUUGUUUUAUUCUUUAUUUAAAUUUAAUUUCUUCAAAUUUUCGAAUUUAUUUUAUUUUACUUUCUUUCGUUGUCUUUAUAUUUCUUCCUAUUUUUCCCCAUAAACCGAAUUUUUUUUAUCAAAAUUCAUGUCCGGUUUUUUACCAUUAUUUUUCUUCAAAUUUAUUUCUAUUUUUAGUGUUUUUUCUCAUAUUUUCCAAAUAUUCAUGAUAUUAAAAUAGUCUGUUUAUAUUGAUUUUAGUCGUAUUUUGACAAAUAAAGCUUAAUAUUAAAAAAAGAGUUAAUUAUGAGAUUGUAACAAUUUCCUCCAGUUUUUUAACUUUUUCCUAUUGAAUAGAAUAAUUAAUUUCAAAUUUUCCAAUUUUUUUUGUAUUUUUAAUAUAUUUAAUAUAUUGAUGGAAUUAUGUUGUAUAUAUCUAGAAAGGGUUCAAAUUUGCUACUGAUUAUUUUUGAUUUUUUAUCGUUUUUCUUUAUAAAAAAUGAAUUAUUGCAAACAAAAUCAACAAAUACAUGAAAAAAAUAAUAAAAACCAUUUAAUUGCUACGAAAUUUCAUUGAUUUUUGUCAUUUUGCCAUGAAUAAAUUCAUUAAAUAUGGAUAGCCAUGAAGUAUACUUUGGAUUUUCAAAUUUUGGACGUUCGGAAUUAAGAGGAGAGUGCUUAGGAGGAAAUGUGGCUAUAGGAGGAUUUUCGGAUGAUAUUAAAAAUUGGAAGGAAAAUAAUCUGGUAAAUAAACCAUUUUUAUAUCAUUGUUAACAUUUUUAAAAUGACUUUCUGUUUUAAAAUGCAUUAAAAAUGAAAACAGUUUUCGCUCUUUUACUAACUAGUUUUUUUCUGUUUCUGCGUUUUCUAAUAGUUUGAACUUGGUGGUGGAAUUAAGAUAAGUUUAAUUUCUCUUGGAAUUUUACAAUUUUUAUAUUUGUAUUUUGAGCUCAAAAAUUCUUUUGAAUUCUAUAGAUUUUUAUAAUGGAAUUUGCAAAUUUCUUAUUUUGAGAUCUCAGGAAUUUUGUCAUAUUUUUUCUAAUUUUAACUUUUAUAUUCUGUAUUAAUCUAAAUAUCAUGUUUUUUAUGACAAAAAUUUCAGAUUUCAUGAAUUUUUUCGGUAUUAUUUUGAUUUUGAUGUUUUUUUUUAUUUUUUCAAUAAGGUUUUUGUGUUUUGACUUUAUCUUUAGAUUUCCAUUUUCUCAGUGUAUUUUUUCGUAUUUUCUCAAAUUUUAAUUAUAUAUGAAUUUUCUCGUAUUUUUUUUAAUUUUAAUAUCUACUUUUUCUAUCAAUUUUGUUCGAAUUUCCAAACAACUUAUUUCAAAUUUAACUGAAUUUUUUAGCGUUUCGACUUUUCUUUGGAUUUUCAAUAUCUCAGUCUAUUUUUUAGAUGUUUUUCCAUAUUUUUUCACUUUCAAUUUUUAUAUUCAAAUUUAAUCAAGAGAUUUUAUUCGAAGUUCCAAAUUUUUUCGUAUUCAUGUAAAUUUUACGUUUUUAAGGCAGAAAUUUCCGAUUUAGGAAUUUUUCUGUAUUAUUUUUUGAUUUUAAUUUUAUUUGUGGGAUUUCUUCAAUAAAUUUUGUUCGAAUUUCUGGAUGACUUAUUUCGAAUUUAUCUCAGUAUUUUGAGUUUUUCAACUUUCUUCGAAUUUCCAUUUUCUCUAUUUCUAUUUUUUGAUGUAUUUCCGUAUUUUUUUUAAAUUAUAAGUUUCAUAUUCGAAUUUUCUAAUUAUUUUGAAUUCAUAUAAAUUUUCAAAGUUUUUUUUAAAACAUUUCAUAUUUUACUAAUUUUCAAUCUCUCAAUCUAGUUUUUUUAUGUUUUCUCAUUUUUUGAUUUUUUUUUUCAUAUUCAAUUUUUGCCUCUACUUUCCAAAUUGUCCGUAAAGUUCGGUUAAUACCCAAAUAAUACUAACCUUUUUUUGUGUCUUAAAUUUUUUCACUAGGAUUUUUCAAGUCCUCCCUAAUUUCCAGUUUCUCUACAACUUUUCAUAAUUUCACGAGUUUUUUCCGCAUUUUUAAUUUUAUGUGUCCAAUUUCCGAAUUGUUAAUUUUUUUUGGAAAUUUAACUGAUAUUUUGGUACUUCCAAAUUCUUACUAAAGAAUAUGUAAUCAAAUCUCUAUUUUUCUUUGAAAAGGUUUUUUAUCUCAAUUUUCCAAUAUUUUUACAAAAUUUUUGCAUUUUAGUUCUUCAAUUUGAGUUUUCUUGAAAUUAAUUCUUAAUUUUCAAUAUAUUUAUAUGAAAAAAUCAAUAAAAAUCAUAAAUGGAAGGAAUAAAACUGAAUCCAUACAUUUAAAAUCGUUUUGUUUUCCACAUCUUAAUCCCACCACAAACUAUUGUUGCGGACACAAUUUUUUUUUUUUCAAAAUUUCUUCAACGUAUCUCAUUUUUAAUUUUAAACAUUAAAAAACAGUGACAGAAUUUGAUUAAACACUUCUAAAUCUUAUUAAUUUGUCGAAUUUAUUCCUUAUUUAAUCCUGUAUACAUAUUAAGAUGAUUUUUAGGAUGUGAGUGUUUGUGUUGUGCGAAUGAUAAGAUGAGAAAAAUUUUGCGCUAAUUUUUUUUAAAAAAAUAAAAUAAAAAUGAGAUACUUUCCUCAUCUUAACAACAAUAUCAUCGGUGAAAAAGUAAAAAAAAAAGUUUGUAAAUAAAUUAUUUUUUGCCACGCGGUAGGUCUCGCAUUCUGGAGACUUCCGAGAGGAUCAGGAUGUGAAAUUUUCUAGGAUAAAGAUAGGAUAUAUUCCGAAAUAUGUAGGGUAACUAAAUGACGUUCGAAAAAAAAAUUAAAUAAAAAGAGCAAGUGGAAGAUACUUCGCAGAAAUAUUAUUACUAGCUUUUCCUAAGAGUGUCGACGUUUCUGAAAAAUAUUUUUCGUUCGUUUCAAAGGAUUUGAGGAUCUGUUUGCAGGUAUAAUUAAUUUUUUUUAUUUUUUGUGUUGUUUGUAUCUAUUUGAUUCUUGAAUAAACUUCUUUUCCACUA
This is a messenger RNA of Diorhabda carinulata, 5049 nucleotides long. RefSeq names its product serine/arginine-rich splicing factor 1A (gene SF2). The record is from RefSeq and is a predicted model, not a curated record. Gene Ontology annotation, cellular component: nucleus; cytoplasm; ribonucleoprotein complex. NCBI's taxonomy places the organism in Eukaryota, Metazoa, Arthropoda, Insecta, Coleoptera, Chrysomelidae. Gene Ontology annotation, molecular function: mRNA binding. Bases 87 to 782 code for a protein of 231 amino acids. The transcript has 4 exons.